AUGGCCCCACAUGGGAAUGGUGCCAAUACCAAAUCAAAAUCAACAACAUCAAAAGCUACAAAACAAAAGCAAAAGCCAAAUGGCGAAUUUACCAAACGUGUUACAGCUGCGUUAGCUGGUCUUGACGAUGGCGGCGAUGAUCUCGACAGUAGUCCUUCGGCUCCUUCAAUAAGUACAUCGGGAACUAUAAUACCAGCAACCACAAAUCAAUUAUUACCAUCAUCCUCCAGUUCUUCAACCGUCACCACCAUAACAACAAAUCAAUUACAAUUGCCAACAACUUCAAUAGCACUGGUAAAUAAUGAUAAUGAAACAAAUACAACUGAUACAUUAUCAGUGUGGUAUCAUGUGGAUAAAAUUCCAAAUAAUGCGCACAAAGCAAAAUGCAAAUUAUGCAGUCGUGAAUAUUCGAGAAAAGGUGGAAAUACAACUGGAAUAAGAAAACAUUUAUUUUAUAAACAUGGCAUACAAGAAUUCAUGCCCAAAACAUCCGAUCCAAAUACAAAAUUAAAAUCAGGAGAUAAAUAUUCACCAAGUGGAAAACGUCGUUUAAAUGAAAUCGCCAUUAAAUGUGUGGUGAAAGACGGUCGUUCUUUUGGUGAUCUUUCCAAACCUGGCCUAUGUGAAUUAUUUGAUGCAAUAGCUCCGGGAUUUCGACCACCUCACAGAAAUACAGUUCAGAAAAACUUGAAACGGCUGCGACAAUCAGCAACUCAAAAAUUGAAACAACAAUUGAGAUCAGUUGAUUUUCUUGGAGUUACGUCUGAUUUCUGGUCAGAUGCUCGUAACGUAUCUUAUUUAGUCUUAACGGGACAUUAUGUCGACAAGAAAUUUCGAUUAAAAAAUACCAUCAUUAGUUUUUCGUCGUUCAGUGAAAGACAUUUUGGAUAUAAUAUAGCUCAAGCUAUUGAAAAUCAAUUAAGACAGUUGGUUGUUUAUGAAAAAACAAGAACAAUUACAUGUGACGGUGCUUCCAACGUAAAGAAAUCAUUUGAACAAUUGGAUCCAUCUAUUCAACGUCUCCAAUGUCUGGGCCAUAAAUUUCAUUUAAUUGUGUGUAAUGGUAUUGGUCUCUGGGCAAAAUCAAAAAAAGAGAAAAAAACAAGUGAUAGUUCUGAUGUGAAAUCACGGAAUGACAGUAUCCGAGCAAUGAGUAUGGAAGAUUUAGAUGUGGAAGAGGAGGGAGGCUCAGACAAUGAAAUUGAUGAUAGCGAAAUUCAAACGGCAGAAAAUGAGAAUGAUACCUGGGCUGUUGAUGUUAUAGUAGAUGCAGAGAAUGAAGAUUCUAAUGAUUCAAUAUUAAAUGAAAAAAAAGAACUUGGUGAAAUAAUACAAAAAGUUAGAAAUUUGGUUAAAAUUAUCAAAAGAUCUUCCAUUGUAACAUCAUAUGUUAAUAAUUUGAAGUUGCAAUAUAAUGUUAAAAGAUCUUUACAGUUGGAUUGCAUCACACGGUGGAAUAGUACUCUAUUAAUGGUAGAAAUAAUGUUGUUACAUAAACCGGUGAUGCAUCAAUUGUUUGCCGAUCAACAUUUGAUCGAUAUAAAAACUGAACAACAAACACGAAUGACACUGAAUGAAUUAUCCAGUGAUGAUUGGAAUGUGCUUGAAUCUAUUCAAAUGGUGUUGAAACCAUUUUAUGAAGGAACAAAAUUGCUAAGUGGUUCACAUUAUGCAACAGUUGGUAUGGCGUUUUUUGCAAUACAUAAUAUAAAAGAAUUUUUACAAGAACCAACACGAGAUGAUCAUACCUUGAAUAAAUUGAAACAUAUGUUGCUGGAACAAUUGGAUAAGUAUUUCGAACACGAUAGACAACAAUAUGAGUUAAUUAAAGUAAGAUUAAAUAUGGUUUUUAUGGAAUGUGCUUGA
Molecule: messenger RNA, 1866 nt
Organism: Didymodactylos carnosus
Lineage: Eukaryota; Metazoa; Rotifera; Eurotatoria; Philodinida; Philodinidae
Source: the annotation of a GenBank genome assembly